UGCAUCUAAAGCACUGUUUCUAUCCGGACAAAAGCUGAGCAGAAGAGUUUCCAGGCUGAAGGAUUAGCACUAAUGUGCGUAAUCAUCAGAGAAAUGAUGAAUCUUUAUUGGAUUAUUGGGCUCCUAGUACUUUGGUCAGGUGUUAUUACCGCUGGCGAUACCACAGCAGCACCUGAAGUUGGCACAAAAAUUUCAUAUGAAUUCUCUGCCUUUAUGAUUAGCAUAAAAAUAACUAAUCAGAUUUACAAUGAAUCUCUUGAGGACCACCACUCACAGAGCUAUAAAGUACUACGACGGGAGGUUGAGAAUGUGUUUUCUGAGAUCUAUAACUUUACAUCAGCAGUAGAGUAUCAAAAGAUUGCAGAGAUGACUUUCAGCAAUGGAUCUGUGAUUGCCAAUUCCACAGUGAUAUUUGGUACUAAGCAGGAAAGUGGAGAGAAGGUAAAGCAGGUGUUUGUUAACAAUUAUGAACACCACCACUCGCUUUUGACGCUGGACCUAAACAUCAACUAUACCGCAGAUCAGGAACCCAUUCCUGUCCAACUCCCUUUCUUGACAAACAUUUCUGAUUCUACCACCGCUAUGACUACAUCCCCCACCAGCACUGAACACCAUCAAGAUGGAAAUGAAAAGUCUGCAAUUUCUACAACUUCAGCCUCAACCUCCAGUGGCCAAAGCAAAUCAAUAGAUGAUAAUUCCUCAACCACACCCCCACAAACUUAUUCUACCACUCAUAGCCAUGGCUUCACCAAUUCUACUUCUCAGACUACUUCAGACAGCAGAAGUAUGGAAGUGCUUUCAAGCGCCUUCGUCUCAUCCACCACUGAUACCAGUCUUUCAACCAUCUUUCCUGCCAGUUCUUCAACCAUGACAGUACGUCCGAGCAGCAACAUAUCAACCAUGUCUGCUACCAGUUCUUCAACCACAACAGUACAUCCAAGCAGCAACAGAUCAACCAUAUCUGCUACCAGGUCUUCAACCACGACAGUACAUCCAAGCAGCAACAGAUCAACCAUGUCUACUACCAGAUCUUCAACCACAACAGUACAUCCAAGCAGCAACAGAUCAACCAUGUCUACUACCAGAUCUUCAACCACAACAGUACAUCCAAGCAGCAACAUAUCAACCAUGUCUGCUUCCAGUUCUUCAACCACGACAGUACAUCCAAGCAGCAACAUAUCAACCAUGUCUGCUUCCAGUUCAUCAGAAAGUGUGGGUAAAACUGUAACACAAAAUCCCACAGAACCUGAAGGAUCACACACAGUGGAAACAGAGCAGGGUGUGCCUGGUUGGGGCAUUGCCAUCCUCGUGCUGGCGGCUAUUAUACUAUUCUUCAUGCUUGUCCUCCUCAUACUGCUGCUGCUGUUUUGGUGCUGUUGGUGGAAACAGCGUGGCUUCAUGAAUGUGUCUGAUCCAGACCCAAUGGGCUAUUAUAACCCCGACAUUCCUAUGUACUCCACUCACAGCACGUAUGACUCACACAACGGCAAGUCACUGAAUCUUAAUUAACAGGAUUCAGCCUCAGCGAGACCUCCUAAAAACUGGACUGGAAUGUACACAAUGAACAAGUGAACGCCCAGGGCUUAAAGUCAAGUGGUACAACUUUUGAAUUAAACAGUGAAAGCCACGGAAUAAUUUACUCACCACUACUCAGCAGCA
This is a messenger RNA of Hemibagrus wyckioides, 1659 nucleotides long. RefSeq lists its product as uncharacterized. Bases 73 to 1509 code for a protein of 478 amino acids. Lineage: Eukaryota; Metazoa; Chordata; Actinopteri; Siluriformes; Bagridae. The transcript is spliced from 7 exons. The record is from RefSeq and is a predicted model, not a curated record.